UGUGUGUGUGAGGUAUCGUGUGUGUAUGUGUGUGUGUGAGGUAUCGUGUGUGUAUGUGUGUGUGUGUGAGGUAUCGUGUGUAAGGUUGCUUGAACUAACAUUUUUUCCCGACACGCGUUUUGGUUUCUUUGGUGACUAUUUGAUUCUCAUAAACCAUUUUGAUCUGAUUCAUUUUUUGACAUUUUCCUGCUGUGAUGUCAUCGUGGGGGGGUGGGGGGACAGUAGGGGUUUAGGAACGUUACAUAGACUGGUGUUGACAGACGUGACGCUCUGGAUGCCGUGAGGCAUGAUGGGAAAGCGGAAGCUGCUUUUUCCUGCACAGACUGCAGGAUCCACAGGUUUCUGUCCGUUCUGUGAUCAUCAAAGGAAAGCGCCGCGGUCACGCGUCCCGGUCACGCGUCCCGGUCACGCGUCCCGGUCACGCGUCCCGGCAGACCUGCGGCGUGUUCCUCCUCGGUUUCCCUCACGCAUCCAUUUCCUCACGUCUGAGCUGCGGUUCAGACAAAUCCCACGCGCCUGUGAAGCACCGGCCUCCUCCUGCAGGGGCGUCUGGAUCAGAGGAGCUCUUUGUGGCCGCAGGUCUGGGCCGGCGCCGAGCAUCACGCAGGAAGCAUGGCACGCUGUGGCUUUGGCCGCCAGCGCCGUCCCAGCCAGGAAAAGAUCUGCUUCUUUCCAUGAGGAAUAAGCGCUGCCUCAGCAGAAACGCUCCUCGUCAGAGGAGGAGUCAGGAGCUGCUCAUGGAGGCUUCCUGUCUGCGUCUGCGUCUGCGUCUGCGUCUGGACUUCCUGCUGCCUCAUUCUCUGCAUCAGGAACCUUCAGAAAACAUCAACAUGAGCUGCAGCAUUUUUGCUGAGUCAUGAAACAAUUUCCCCCUUUUACCGUUAAAGACUUCCAGGUUGAAGCCUCAGAGGAAACUUUUGGGUUCAAACAUUUUGACCUAAAGUGACUGAGACGGCGCUAAAGGUCAUUGUUUGAACGUUCCAGACGGCGUUUUCCUUCGGCGCUCCCCGACCUUCAUGCCAGCGCCUGAUUACAGGCCGCGAGAUUGAAGGUUGUGGAAAGCCAAGCGGCAGCCGGCGUGUCUGAGGUUGGCGUGAUGCUUUCCAGGUGGGUUGGUGUAUACGCCGCCGCUCUGCUUCAGUCGCUCAGACUUAAUUUGAAGAUCAGCAGCGGGUUUGAUGUUUGGUUGGAAGAAGAAAGUGAAACCUGAUCUGCAGCGUAAACAGUUUCCAGCUGCUGUUUGGAAAAGUUUCGUUUCAGGAGAAAAACGGAAACGUGAUGGACGUCGUCCCUUUGAGAUGCUCCUUUCAUUUUCCACAGUGAUACUUUCUUUUGACAGAAACGGGCUAUUUGACACGCUGUCGAACACGUUGUCAUGGUAACCUGCCUCUGGCUCCGCAGCAGCUGGUGUGCGAGGACCAACCGGAGGAAGAAAGUGGUACGGAUGCUAAAGUCCUCCUCUUCCUGCUUGUAUUGUCGGUUUCAUGCUGGGAGGUGUCAGACGUGACCGGGUCAGAAGCGGGAAACGCCCAGAAAUGAACGGGCGACGUCCGCUGGACGCGUUGGACGGUUUCUUCCGCCUCUCCAAUCCUUUCUGAUCACGUCAAACGCCUCAAAUGGAGAAACUGAUCUGGAUGUUUGUCCUUCAACCAAUAUUAUCAUUAGAUUUGUUUAACUGUUUCAUGAGAAAACGUGAAACUGAUUCCCAGAUGACUGACCUUUGACCUCUAAUGACCGUCAGACUAAAUCUGUUGGUUUCUGCAAUGCUGCCCUCAUUCUGCCGUGUUUCCCGCCGGACGUCUGCUGGCGAUGGCGUCCUCUCUGACCUUCACGCCCUCCUCAGGUGUUCCUGGUCUCCGUGAGGUCCGGCGUUUCCUUCCCAGACGGCGGACCCUCCCUGCUGCUACCUGGGUGUGAGAUUCCUGAGCUGUGACGGCGUCGCUGCAAGCAGAGCUCCGCCCCUUUCCUGCUGUCAUAAAGUCUGAGCAGCUGCAAAGGGCGGCGGUCUUUCCAGAGGUGUUUAGGUUUCUGCUUCCAUGUUGAGGCUGGAUGGAGUCCAGCGGUUUGAUGCAGAUGUGCAUCUUUAGGUGUCUUAAGGUUAAAUAAUGACUGGAUUCACACAGAGGAUGCUUGAAUGGCGUUUCCAUAGCAACAGAUGCCCUCCUUCAGGAAGCAGUAAACCUGGAGUUUGAACACAUUAACUUCACAUUUUCUGCUGUUUGUGGUAUAAAUGCAUCCGUGUUCCUCUAUAACGAGAUGGGAGUCACUUCCUGGAUGAAGCGCAGACUGCUGGAAGCUGUGAAUGAUGACGGCUUCAGCACCAGACGGCGAGGAAAAUCCCCCCCCCCCCCCCCAGCGACGCCUCUGUCCCGCUCAGGCAGAAGAAAGCUGAACUGUCUGGAGACAGAAACCAAACACCAUUUAUUCCCCUCAACGUUGGCGCUAAACUGUCACGUCGGUUUGGUUCCUAAAGUUCUUGAAGACUCGAGCGUUUCUCAUCUUCAACAGACCGUUUAGUUUCAGUCGUUCUUCUAAAUGUUGUUUUAUUCCUCUUUUCUCAUUCCAUCAAGAUUGGAAAAAGAAAAUGAAUGAAUGAGUUCACAGGCAUCUAGAACCGCUGGCUUUGUCCUGACCCACAGGGAUUUCUCCACUUUCUUGAAUGAUAAAUGAUGAGCUGAAGCCUUUACUUUCAGUCAAAUUCUUCCUUUUCUCACAACAUUCCCCAACUAAACAGCAUCUUCUCAUUUCUUCUUCCUCCAGAGCUCCACAUGAAUCCUGCUUGAAUCUUUUUCUAAUCAUUUCUCUCACAAACCUUUUUGUACUCAUUAAAACUUUUACCAAUAGAAAUGUUUCUCAUUUUGUUUCUAAAUGUAAGAUUUUCCCGCCUUUCUUUAGAACGUUCGGCUGUAAAUCCUAAAAAAAUGACUGAAGUCAUUAAAACAAAGUGAAUAUUUUUAAGGAAAACGAACUUGUAGGAGCUUCAGGAAGAUGAUGACGUGAGAGGCGGGGGAGCGCGCGCGCGGGCCGCUCGCGCUCCUUGUUGCGUCAUCAACCCUGCAGCAGCCUCAGCAGAUCCAGGCUGCAGCUGCUGACUCAACGUUCCCGCUUCUGUCAGAUGAUGCUCCGCGAGGCUCCUCCCCUCAGCCCCCCACCCCCCGUCCACGGUCACAUCCACCCGAGGUCUGAUCACAGCAGAACUUUCCUCCGGAGCCUGCGCACGUGCGCACCUGUGCAUCUCCCAGCAGAGACGCACUGCAGCAGCGGAGGAGGAGGAGGAGGAGCGCGAAGAAAACACCUGGAAACGAGUCGAUCCGCGCGGGUUCUGCCGAGAUGCUGCCGACAGGAAGCAGACGUGUCCUCGUCCUUCCUCUUCUUUGUCAUCUCGCGUUGGCUUUCCCGACCCCCAUCACACCUUCAUAUGAUGAGGAGGAGCAUCUCAGGGUGAACAUCCCUCACUCAGGUCCCGUUUUUGCCCCCCUGGGCAGCUCCAUCUCCAUCCCCUGCCUGCUGUCUUUGUCCCCCACAUCAUCCUCUUCUGCCCCCCUGGUACCCCGGGUGAAGUGGACGAUGGUGUCUGGUGGGAAGGAGACCCACAUCCUGGUGGCGCGCGGCCAAAGGGUGAAGAUCAACGAUGAGUACAGAGACCGAGCCGCUCUGCUGAACUACACCUCCUUCCCUCAAGACCCCGCCCUGCGGCUGGGAGAUCUGCGGCACGGCGACUCGGGUUUCUACCGCUGUCAGGUGCAGCAGGGCCUGGAGGACACCAGCGACGUCUUUCAGCUGGAAGUCAGAGGUGUGGUGUUUCACUACAGAGACGCCUCGGACAGGUACGCCUUCUCCUUCCAGCAGGCCCACCGGGCGUGUGAGGCCAUCGGGGCACAGAUGGCGACGCCCGAGCAGCUGCUGGCAGCGUACCAUGACGGAUACGAGCAGUGUGACGCCGGCUGGCUGGCGGAUCAGUCCGUCAGAUACCCAAUCCAAGUGCCUCGAGAGGGUUGCUAUGGAGACAUGGACGGGCAGCCAGGGGUUCGGAACUAUGGGAUGAUGGAUCCAGACAGUCUGUAUGACGUUUACUGCUACACAGAGGAAACCGGCGGGGAGGUGCUCCACGAUGGCGGCCCUCAGCAGUUAUCCUUCCAUGAAGCUCAGGCGUUCUGCCGGGCGGCGGGGGCGCGGCUCGCAACAACGGCACAGCUCUACGCGGCGUGGAGCCAAGGCCUGGACCGCUGCAGCCCCGGAUGGCUGGCAGACGGCAGCGUGCGCUAUCCCAUCAGGAACCCCCGGGAGCGCUGUGGCGGCCCCCAGCCGGGGGUCAAGACCCUGUACCGCUUCAGCAACCAGACUGGGUUCCCAGAACCGUCCAGUCUUCAUGACGUGUUCUGCUUCAAAGAAACCUCCAGGAACUCCUCCUCCUCCUCCUCAGACUACGUCUCCUCGGAUCCUGAAGACGUCGAUCAGAAUGUGGUGGUUCUGAUGGAAACUGAACGGGAACUUCUGCUCAGUCAACCAGCUGAGGUGGAGCGGGAGGCCCAGAGUCAGCUGGAGUCUCUGCCGUUCUUCUCUGCACCUCCCGCCACAGAAAUCCCGGUCGGCACAAACCCAGCAGGUACCUCGGACGCCGCUGACCCCGCCCCCCUCCCAACAUCUGAGCUCCGCCCCUCUGAGGACCCGUCAGCGGCGUCUCUGGACUCUCCUCCUGCAGCUGGAGUGAGCCGGUCCGUCUCCAGCACAGAGAUCCAGACCAGCUUCUCCCCCCGUCUUCAUCAUCAAACUGACCCCCACCCGAACGCCACCCCCACCUUUCACCAGCCGGACCUUGACAGAAGCUCGGAUGAACCUCAGACACAGAACCAAACGGUGCCGGGUUCGAACCCAGAGGCCCACACGCCUCCACCCGAGGAGAAAGUCCAUCUGAACAGGAGCGGGUCAGAAUCCGGCGACGGCGAGGAAGACGGGAAGAACGUGGACGACCUGCUGCUGACGACCCGCACGGUAACGGACGCAGAACCGACCACAGAGGCCGGCGGGAUGACGGAGUGGAGCCAGACGGACGCCUCUGGAGAUUCUCCACGCGAGAGAAGCUCCGUCAUGGCGAUGAUCUCCACAUCCCAGUUCUUCGGCGCGUGGGUCUCCACCCACGAACCCCCGUCUGCUUCCUCUGAACCCCAGACUUCACCUCCGACCUCCUCCGCCUCGCCUGGGCCCCUCCUCCUGAGCUCACAGGUCCCUUCCAGCCCCCCGCAGACCCGCGGGUCCUGGGCUCCUAAACGAGGAGGCGGCGUGGACGUGGAGGAUGAAGACCUUCACGCCACCCGUCCGGCCUCUCAGCGGCUCUCCGACUCCAGCCCCCCUCCGGGUCAGACGGCGGCUUACACGGAGUUCCUGCAGACUGGGAGCAGUUCUCAUGAGGAUGGAAGUGGAGCAGCGGCUGUCCUCCAUCCAGAGGGCGGGGCUCCUGCUCCGACCGCUGAAGAAGAGACGCCCGGCUCUCCACGAGUCACAGAGGAGACGAGCGUCUCCUUUUCACCCCCAACCGGUGUUCUUCCAGAACAUUCUGAAACUCCGUCUGUGUUUGGAGAAGCUGGCGUCGGUUUUGAUCCGGAGGAUGAAACCCGGGUUUCUCCGACCCUUCAUGAACAAAUCCGUGGAACUCCAGCUCUUCUGGGUGGAGAAGUGGCCGACCGUGAUGACAGUCCCGUCUCCACCCCCCACAUCCUGGGAGGAGGCGUCCCAGUUGGUUCGACCCAUUUUCCUAAAGAACCAGCUGAGACAACCCGGGCUUACGGGCCGCUUGACGCUAACGCUACUCUCAGUCAAGGAGAGGAUUCAUCUGAGCUUCUCUUUGAAGACGUUUAUGGAAAUGCUUCUGACGCUGCUCCGGCGCUUAAAGGAGACGCCAACACCUCCCUCGUCUUCAGACAAGAGCUUCAGGGAGCCCCCACUGUAGAGGCAGAAACCAAAGUUACCACAACCCCUGAGUAUGACGCCACAGCCGUCCCAACUCUGGUUCCCAUGGAAACGGUUCACGUUUUCCCAGCCAGGGAUCACCUGGAAGACGCUAGUGUCCAUGCAGGAGAAGCACCAGCAACCAUUGAUCCUGAGGAUGACAGCAGAGGGGCCCCCACCCUGCAGGUCCUCAGCAUCGCUCCUCCUGGACCUCCAACGUCCGAGUCCCCGUUGUUUUCCACCUCACCUGGAGACCAAAUGGACAGUAAAUACUCUGCUCUGGGUUCCUCUGAGGGAACCAACCUGAACCCGGCUGCUGGGGAAACCGUUUCCAUGACAACCAUCUCCACCGCGCAGAGGUCCAGACACAGCUGGAGCUCCACCCCGCCGCCCACAGCUCUCCACGAGACGGACGACCUCGCCACGCCGCCAGCGGGUCUGGAUCUGCUCACCCAGCCGCCCCCCCUGCUGCUUCUGCCCAAUGAGAGGGCAGCAGUGGGCGGAGCCGGGAAGUCUUCAGAUGCUUGCAUGGAUGAUGACCCCUGUCAGAACGGAGGCACCUGCACGGAGGAGCGCGGUCGGGUCCGCUGUCUCUGCUUGCCUUCCUAUGGAGGAGACUUCUGCCAAAGCGACCUGGAGCGAUGCGAGCCGGGCUGGGAGAAGUUCCAGGGCUUCUGCUAUCGGCACUUCAGCCUCCGUCAGAGCUGGGAGGUCGCGGAGCAGCACUGCCGCAAGCUGGGGGCUCACCUGGUGUCCAUCAUGAGCCCCGAGGAGCAGGACUUCCUCAACAGAAACUACAAGGAGUACCAGUGGACCGGACUGAACGACAAGACGUUCGAGGGCGACUUCUGCUGGUCCGACGGGAACCCGCUGCUCUAUGAGAACUGGUACCGAGGCCAACCGGACAGCUACUUCCUGUCCGGGGAGGACUGCGUGGUGAUGGUCUGGCAUGACGGCGGGCGCUGGAGCGACGUGCCCUGCAACUACCACCUGGCCUACACCUGCAAGAAAGGCACCUCUUCCUGUGGCAGACCUCCCAAAGUCCGGAACGCCGUCAUGUUUGGGAAGGUUCUGCAGAGAUACGAGACGAACGCGGCGGUCCGUUUCCACUGCCAGGACGGCUUCCAGCAGAGGCUCCGCCCCCUGGUCAGGUGUCUGCAUGGAGGCCGCUGGGAGAGGCCGCAGAUCCAAUGCAUCCCCGAGGGCGGGGCCUCAGAGCGGCGACCUGACCUCACGGUCACCACCGAGAGCAACCUUGCAGCAGCUGAAGUCGAGGAUGAAGCCACUGAAAAGACUGUGGAAUUCUGGGAAAUCAAGUUCUAGCUCAGCUGGUUUGGAGCUUCUCAUCAGCCAAUAGGAAUGCAGGAACAGACACCGCCAAAGUCUGAGAUUUUCAUCAGAAUCCAGACAAAUGGGGUUAAUGAGGAGAAAUGAGCUUCCUGACUUUAUAGUAUCGACGCUGUCAGAUCACAUUUUAACAAGAAGUGACACCUUUUUGUUCCUAAAACACAAAAAAACAGUAAACAUGAGAAGUACCCUGAUCUCAAACAGACACAGUUUUGUUUGUCAGCUUUAUGUUGUAAUAAAGUUUUGUACAACAGAGCAAAGAAUAAAGAAACUUUUCCUA
Molecule: messenger RNA, 7573 nt
Organism: Oryzias latipes (Japanese medaka)
Lineage: Eukaryota; Metazoa; Chordata; Actinopteri; Beloniformes; Adrianichthyidae
Product: brevican core protein
Biological process (GO): cell adhesion; central nervous system development; positive regulation of neuroblast proliferation
Cellular component (GO): perineuronal net; synapse
Molecular function (GO): hyaluronic acid binding
Source: RefSeq, a predicted model, not a curated record